Messenger RNA from Zingiber officinale, 1186 nucleotides. RefSeq names its product nuclear transcription factor Y subunit B-3-like. The record is from RefSeq and is a predicted model, not a curated record. Gene Ontology annotation, biological process: regulation of transcription by RNA polymerase II. The transcript has a single exon. Gene Ontology annotation, molecular function: protein heterodimerization activity; DNA-binding transcription activator activity, RNA polymerase II-specific; RNA polymerase II cis-regulatory region sequence-specific DNA binding. Lineage: Eukaryota; Viridiplantae; Streptophyta; Magnoliopsida; Zingiberales; Zingiberaceae. Bases 407 to 1069 code for a protein of 220 amino acids. Gene Ontology annotation, cellular component: nucleus; CCAAT-binding factor complex.
AACGCGGUAUCGCCUUACACUUCUUUUUCUCCAUUCUCCGGCGGGUGUUUCCAUCGAAUCCCCUGGAGAGCUCGACGAGGGUUUCUAGGGUUCUUCCGGCGGCGCUCAACUCGCUCUCGUUGUCGGCUUGCUGUUCUUUACCCUCUAACUGCGCUCGUAUUUCCUCCGCCUCGAUUAAGCGGAUUCUGACGGAGAUUGCGGCGUUUGCGUCAAUUCGAUUCUGUUGAUCGUGAUUUAUCAGCGAGAAAAAGGGGCAAAGUUUCAUCCCUAUUUCGGUCCCUGAUUCUUGGUAUAACGUGGAAUCAGGACUCGCGUCUUUGAAUCAAGGAGCCAUCUCGGUGGAUUUCAAAGAGAUAUCUUGAGUGGUUUUGUGGGUUAAAAAGUUGCGAUUUUUGGUGGGUUUCCCAUGGCGGAUUCGGAUAACGAAUCCGGCGGGCACAACCAAGGCCACUCGGGAGCAGGAGCGGUAGGGGAGCUAUCGUCGCCGAAGGAGCAGGAUCGCUUCUUCCUGCCCAUCGCCAACGUCAGCCGCAUCAUGAAGAAGGCGCUCCCGGCGAACGCCAAGAUCUCCAAGGACGCCAAGGAGACUGUGCAGGAGUGCGUGUCGGAGUUCAUCAGCUUCAUCACGGGGGAGGCCUCCGACAAGUGCCAGCGCGAGAAGCGAAAGACCAUAAACGGCGACGACCUCCUCUGGGCCAUGACCACCCUCGGCUUCGAGGAGUACGUCGAGCCUCUCAAGGUCUACCUGCAGCGUUUCCGCGAAACGGAGGGCGAGAAGGGAGGCGGUGGUCCAUCGUCGUCCUCGUCGACGCCGCACCAGCAGAUGGACUCCGUCGCCGCCUCUAUGGGUAUCGGGACCAAUAUGCCCGGCUACGCUGCCGGCGCGCCUGCCAUGUACGGUGGCGGAAUGACGAUGAUGAUGGGGCAGCAGAUGUACGCCCCGCAGUCCUCAUCCUCGCCGUACCAUCUUCCCCAGAUGACCAUGUCGGAAAAGAACAGCACGGCGAGCGGUGGCGGCUUCGACGGCGCCGGUUUGAACUCCUCCUCCUCCAAGCCGGGAUAUAAAUAGCUGGUUCUAAUACGUAGGAGCAUCAGAUUGUUUACUUGUGAAACCAAUCGGAUGGAUUUGGCUGGUGCAGUCUCUUGUUUCUCAGGAAGUUGAAAAUAUGCAUUUUUUUCGAAGAAA